AUGCAUGCCACCACCUCCUCUCUCUACCCACAACACCUAAUCCAUCUCUCAUCCACCACCAGCCCACCCACAUUGCCACCACCCCUACAUCUCUGCAGUUCCCCUUUCAUAUUCUGUCCCAAGACUACUAAGAAGAUUAAGUUGAUAAGACAGAGGUUACUUACAGCUCAGAGCCGACAGAAGAGCUAUGCGGAUAAGCGGAGACGACCGUUAUCCUUUGAGGUGGGAGACCACGUUUUUCUACGGGUUUCUCCACGGAAGGGAUUGAUGAGAUUCGGAAAAAGUGGCAAGUUGUCGCCACGAUUUAUUGGACCGUUUAAGAUUUUGGACCAAGUAGGAGAGGUUGCCUACAGGCUUGCUUUGCCACCACAGUUGGAUAGGGUCCACAAUUUUUUUCAUGUAUCGAUGUUACGGAAGUACGAACCGGAUCCAUCUCACAUUUUGAGUUGGGUAGAUGUGGACAUUGAUGAGGAUGUUUCCUACGAGGAAGGACCAGUUCAGAUUCUUGACACACAACAGAAGGUGUUGAGGAACAAGACGAUACCAAUGGUGAAAGUCCUUUGGAGACACCACGAAGUCAAGGAGGCUACUUGGGAGCUCGAACAGGAGGUUCGAUCUAAGUACCCAGCGCUGUUUUCUUCUCCAGGUAUGUCUUGA
Messenger RNA from Cornus florida, 657 nucleotides. RefSeq lists its product as uncharacterized. NCBI's taxonomy places the organism in Eukaryota, Viridiplantae, Streptophyta, Magnoliopsida, Cornales, Cornaceae. The transcript has 2 exons. The record is from RefSeq and is a predicted model, not a curated record. Bases 1 to 657 code for a protein of 218 amino acids.